This is a messenger RNA of Monopterus albus (swamp eel), 10386 nucleotides long. It is a transcript of the gene ank1a, whose product is annotated as ankyrin 1, erythrocytic a. Lineage: Eukaryota; Metazoa; Chordata; Actinopteri; Synbranchiformes; Synbranchidae. Gene Ontology annotation, molecular function: protein binding. Gene Ontology annotation, biological process: signal transduction. The record is from RefSeq and is a predicted model, not a curated record.
UGAACUUAGUUGCCCUUGACACUUCCUGAAUGAAAUCAAUUUGACCACAGCGGAAAGGAGACCUGAGAGGAGUGAAUGCUCAAAAGGAAAAAAGAAGGGACAGCCAAUGUAAAUUGGAUUUUUCAAAUGGGCUGGUGCGGACAGCGUGUUAGUUUGGUGCUUUCUUUCUGUGAGUGCCAGCGGCCAAGAGGAGCAAGUAACAUCGUAAACGACCAAAUACUCGUUUUACCAGGGUCGGACACUCGGAAACAAGUGAAACAAGUACAUUCACACAGCAGCAGCAGCAGCAAACUGCGUAGAAGCUGUAAACAACAUUGAAAGUGUCUGCAGCUGUAAACACCUGCCCCGGAUAAAUGAGAGACUUCAUUGAGGAUACUGUUCGUACCUGUUGAGCCAAAGUGGAUCUGGAGACUCGUGAAAACACAAAUGUUGACCUGUCUGCCACCGUAGAGAAAGGAGGGAGACCAGAGAGGAAAGAAGCAGAAAAAAUUUGAACAAGGGAAGUGUACGUGAACGACAGAGAGAGAGAGUGUGCUACCAUUGGAGAGAGAGAGGGAGAGCGAGCUGCGCUGCAGUAACAUCCCACAGCAGACAGCGGAGAACUGCCGGUGUGUAUGUGUGUGUGACUGCACUGCUGAAGAGGAGAAGGAGGGAGAAGGUGGGCACACUUGCAGACUCUGCAGCGGCAGCGCUAGUGUUGGCCCGCACCGGGUAGAAGUCCCACAGACCACCGCUGUAGGAUCUGGACACGUCAACACCGCCCAGGCCCCUGUUCCCAAAAUCAUGGCACAAGCGGCCAAACAUCUUCGUAAGAACAAGGAUUUAGAAGCCCAGGCAGAGCAGGAGCGCAAAGAGGAGGAGGAGCAGAAGGUCAAAAAGAGGAGUCGCUCACGGGAUAAAAAGCGAAAGGCCCACGCCGUGCAUCGCUGGCUAAUCGAUCAGGACAGUAGUGUGAGCUCUGAGAUGCCGGAUGGCCAAGGAGUAUGGCACUAUGAUGAUGAAACAGAUGUUGGCAACAGUUUUCUCAGAGCGGCCCGUUCUGGCAACCUGGACAAGGCCCUGGAACAUAUCAAAAAUGGCAUCGAUAUAAAUACAGCCAAUCAGAAUGGGCUCAACGGGCUGCAUCUGGCCUCAAAAGAAGGCCACGUCAAAAUGGUGCUGGAGCUUCUACACAAUGGAAUCGUACUGGAGACCACCACGAAGAAAGGGAACACGGCCCUGCACAUCGCAGCCCUGGCCGGCCAGGAACAGGUGGUCACAGAGCUGGUUAACUAUGGGGCCAAUGUCAACGCUCAGUCCCAGAAGGGUUUCACUCCACUCUACAUGGCUGCACAAGAAAACCAUCUAGAGGUUGUGAAGUUUCUUCUGGAGAAUGGAGCCAAUCAAAGCAUUCCAACUGAGGAUGGAUUUACUCCUCUUGCCGUAGCUCUUCAGCAGGGACACGAAAAUGUCGUAGCCUUGCUCAUCAACUAUGGCACCAAGGGAAAGGUCCGCCUCCCUGCAUUGCACAUUGCAGCACGCAAUGAUGACACACGCACAGCCGCGGUGCUUCUACAGAACGACCCCAAUCCGGAUGUACUCAGCAAGACUGGAUUUACACCCCUUCACAUUGCUGCACACUAUGAAAACUUGAACGUGGCUCAACUGCUGCUCAACAGAGGAGCCAAUGUCAACUUCACCCCAAAGAAUGGCAUCACUCCUGUGCACAUUGCAUCCAGACGAGGGAAUGUGAUCAUGGUCCGACUCCUGCUGGACAGAGGGGCACAGAUUGAUGCCAAGACCAAGGAUGAGCUGACUCCUCUACACUGCGCAGCCAGAAAUGGUCAUGUCAGGAUUAUAGAGAUCCUGCUGGACCAUGGAGCACCCAUCCAGGCAAAGACUAAGAAUGGGCUGUCUCCAAUCCACAUGGCAGCGCAGGGGGACCACAUGGACUGUGUCAAGCAGCUUCUGCAGUACAGUGCAGAGAUUGAUGACAUCACUCUGGACCACCUUACCCCUCUGCAUGUAGCGGCACACUGCGGCCACCACCGCAUGGCCAAAGUACUGCUGGACAAAGGGGCCAAACCCAACUCUCGGGCACUGAAUGGCUUCACUCCUUUGCAUAUUGCUUGUAAAAAGAACCAUAAGCAGAAACGCUCGGCAUCAUUAGAGGCUGUGACCGAGUCUGGCCUGACUCCUUUGCAUGUAGCAUCAUUUAUGGGCCAUCUCAACAUUGUGAAGAGCCUGCUACAGCAAGGAGCUUCCCCCAGCGCCUCCAAUGUGAAAGUAGAAACUCCUCUCCAUAUGGCAUCUCGGGCAGGACACCAUGAGGUGACAGAGUUUUUAUUGCAGAAUGGAGCACCGGUGGACGCUAAGGCCAAGGAUGACCAAACACCCCUCCACUGCGCUGCUCGGAUGGGCCACAAGGAGCUUGUGAAGCUGCUGCUGGAGCACAAGGCAAACCCCAACUCUACCACCACAGCAGGCCACACACCUCUACACAUCGCUGCCCGGGAGGGUCAUGUACAAACUGUACGCAUCCUACUGGACAUGGAUGCUCAGCAGACCAAGAUGACCAAGAAAGGCUUCACUCCACUGCAUGUGGCUGCCAAGUAUGGCAAGCUGGAUGUAGCAGAGCUGUUGUUGGAAAGAGGAGCCAACCCUAAUGCAGCAGGAAAGAAUGGUCUGACCCCGCUGCAUGUUGCUGUACAUCACAACAACUUGGAUAUUGUUAAUUUACUUGUCAGCAAGGGAGGCUCACCACAUAGUGCAGCCAGGAAUGGCUACACUGCCCUCCACAUAGCAUCCAAGCAGAACCAGGUGGAGGUGGCUAACAGCCUGCUGCAGUAUGGAGCUUCAGCCAAUGCUGAGUCACUGCAGGGAGUCACACCUCUCCACCUGGCCUCACAGGAAGGAAGGCCCGACAUGGUCUCCCUGCUCAUCUCCAAACAGGCCAAUGUCAAUCUUGGCAACAAGAGUGGAUUAACCCCCCUCCAUCUGGUGGCACAGGAAGGACAUGUUGGCAUUGCUGAUAUCUUGGUGAAGCAGGGAGCCUCAGUCUAUGCUGCCACACGGAUGGGUUACACCCCUCUGCAUGUAGCGUGUCACUAUGGCAACAUCAAGAUGGUGAAGUUCCUCCUGCAGCAACAGGCCAAUGUUAACAGCAAAACAAGGCUUGGUUACACUCCUCUGCACCAGGCAGCCCAGCAGGGACACACAGACAUUGUGACACUGUUACUGAAGCAUGGAGCCCAGCCCAACGAGACCACUACAAAUGGUACUUCAGCCCUGGCUAUUGCUAAGAGGUUGGGAUACAUCUCUGUGAUUGAUGUCCUUAAGCUUGUCACUGAGGAGACGGUUUCCAUGACGACUACAGAGAAACAUCGUAUGAGUUUCCCAGAAACAGUAGAUGAGAUACUAGACGUGUCUGAAGAUGAAGGAAUUGCACAGCUAACAUUAGGAGAGGAGCUCUUGGGGACAGAAGGGGCCAGGUACUUGAAGAUGGAUGGCAUGAAAGACCAUGAUGACGAUUUCCUCUCCCCCAAGAAAUCACUGGAGUACGAGAGAGGGCUGGGCACAGCGAAUUACUCACCAGCCAUUCCCAGGAUACCUCGUGUCUCUCCAGAGACCAUCAUGCUGAAAGAGCACGAGAUAGAUCAGCAGCACACUCCACUUCCACUGCCCAAAGAAUAUGAUGAGGACUCACUGAUUCCGAGCAGUCCAGCAACUGAGACAUCUGAUAAUGUCAGCCCAGUUGCAAGUCCCAUACACACAGGGUUCUUGGUCAGUUUUAUGGUGGAUGCUCGUGGUGGCUCAAUGCGAGGCAGCAGGCACAAUGGUCUGCGUGUCAUCAUACCUCCACGGACCUGUGCGGCCCCCACCCGCAUCACCUGCCGCUUGGUGAAGCCGCAGAAACUGACAAGCCCCCCUCCACUGGUGGAGGGAGAAGGGCUGGCCAGCAGAAUCAUCUCUCUGGGUCCAGCUGGCAUGCAGUUCCUGGGACCGGUGAUAGUGGAGAUCCCUCACUUUGCUGCUCUGGGUCAUGGUGACCGGGAGCUUGUGGUGCUGAGGAGUGAGAACGGCUCCGUCUGGAAAGAACAUCGCAAUCGCUAUGGUGAUGAAGUGCUGGAAACAAUCCUCAAUGGGAUGGAUGAGGACUUAGAAAGUCAAGAGGAACUCUGUAAGAAGCGAAUCCACCGCAUCAUCUCUACAGACUUCCCCCUUUAUUUUGCUGUUGUUUCCCGCGUCCAGCAAGAGAGUGACCUCGUCGGUCCAGAGGGAGGUUCGCUGAUGAGUAAACUGGUGCCCAUGGUCCAGGCAACGUUUCCUGAAACAGCAGUUACCAAACGAGUCCGCCUGGGGCUGCAGGCUCAGCCAGUUUCAGAUGAGCUGGUUGCAAAACUUCUGGGUAACCAAGCAAACUUUAGCCCUGUGGUCACUGUGGAGCCUCGACGGCGCAAGUUUCACCGACCCAUCGGCCUCCGUAUCCCCCUGCCCCCGUCCUGGAGGGAGAGCCCCCGAGACUCUGGGGAGGGCGACACCACCAGUCUACGUCUGCUUUGCUCUGUCAUAGGUGGCACAGCCCCAGCCCAAUGGGAGGACAUUACUGGCACCACCAAGCUCAUCUAUACUAAUGACUGUGCCAGUUUUACAACCAAUGUUUCAGCACGAUUCUGGCUUGCAGACUGUCCCCGGACAGCUGAGGCCGUCUCUUUUGCCAACCUGCUCUACAGAGAACUAUCAGCUGUUCCCUACAUGGCCAAGUUUGUGGUGUUUGCAAAGAUGAAUGAGCUGCGCGAGGGCCGCCUGCGCUGCUACUGCAUGACGGACGAUAAGAUGGAUAAAACCCUGGAGCAACAUGAGAACUUCACAGAGGUGGCACGCAGCAGAGACAUAGAGGUGAUGGAGGGAAUGCCACUUCACCUGGAGUGUUCAGGGAAUCUUGUACCAGUGAGGAAGGCCACCCAACAGCCUCGCUGCUUCAGCUUCCAGGCCUUCAGAGAUAACAGACUUCCUGUAUCUGUUAAGGUAAGAGACGGUAGCAAAGAGCCCACUGGAUUUCUGUCUUUCUUACGCAAGUCCACCAAGUAUGAGGACAGCCAACACGUGCUCUGUAACCUCAACAUUACUAUGCCUCCAUGUAUCAAGAUUGUUGGGAGUGAAGACCGGAGGCGAACUCUGACUCCACUGGCUUUAAGAGAAAGAUACAGCGCCCUAAAUGAACCUGCAAUGGCAUCGAUGAGUGCCAUGGAGAGGACUGAGCUGAAGAUGGCAGUGAUUGCUGAACAGCUGGGACUGAGCUGGGCUGAGUUGGCACGCGAGCUUCAGCUCAGUGUGGAUGACAUCAAUAAGAUCCGUGUGGAGAAUCCAAACUCCCUGCUGGACCAGAGCUCGGCACUGCUCAAUCUGUGGGCAACACGUGAGGGCAAGAGGGCCAAGAUGGAGAGCUUAUUCACAGCUCUGAAGAGCAUUGACCGCAUCGACAUCGUGAACAUGUUGGAGGGCCAGCCGCCUCAGACUGCAAGACAAGGCUCCCAUGACCUCAGCAGACAACGAAACAACAAGAGAGACCACCUCUCCCCUGGUAUGACCAAUGGUUACGGGCUUGCGCAGGAAGAGCUUCUCUCACCGGCCUCUAUGCAGUACAGCCUGCCCUCUCCGCUGGGCGCUGAACCUUACUGGCAGGAAGUCUCCAGUCUGGACUGUGCACCUAUUGCCACCACAGAAGAAGACACCCUCAUGGAGAUGUCUGAUGUGCAGGUGUGGCCCUUAGGUAACAGCCCCUCCCUGGUGCCUGUGGAGGACUCCUCAUUAGAGUGCAGCAAUGCUGAUGAUUCUGAAGGUCUGCUUGGGCUGCCAUUUGGAAGUUUGGGUCGGCCGGCCAGUCAAGCCAGUGGAACCAGCGGAGGGGGUGGGGUGCUGAGUGGCUCCACUGAGCUACCCGAAGACGAUUCAGAGAUGGGCAUUGAUUCGCUCAGCACUGCCACGCCAGCCUCCCUUGGGGGCACCAUUGCUGGGAUCAAUCUUAACUGUCUGAACAAUGGUCAGGGGUCAAAGGCAAGUUCGGAGGUGUCAGCAUUCACCAGUACAACUGGUGGUGAUGGAGAUGGAGGAGGAGGAGGAGGAGGAGGAGGGACAGGCUCAGAGGAAGGGCUUUCUCUUGUUGCAGGACAGCAACAGCAAAGGAUUUAUGCUCGACUGAGUGAGUCGCCUGGUCGGGGCUGUGCUGCAGAUCGGAAUGGAGACAGGUCCAGUAACAGUGGAAAUGGAAGUGGUGGAGGCUCUUUCCUUUCCUACCUGCAGGAACAGACAGGUCCAGGGUGGAUCCCUGUCACUGAUCCUACUCAGGCCUGGGUGAGCAGUCAACCUAAAUCCAGGCAGGCAGUGGACUCCAUGAUGUCAUCAGUACAUAAUGCUGUGGAUGGAGACCAGUCCCGCAUGUCCCCAGAAGCCUUGCUUCAGCCUGUGAGGGACAUGGGCCAUUCAGAGAUCUUCCUGGGGCACUUCAGAGGUACACAGCCAUUUGAGAAGGGUUUGGGCUUCCCACAUAGGGUCCCAGAGCUGAGGGCCUGGGACGGCAUGCACCUGAAGGGCCAGGAAAAUGAGGCUGAAGAUCUUCCCGGGGAGCAUGUAAGCGAGGAACAGUUCACAGAUGAACAUGGCAACAUUGUCACGAAAAAGAUUGUGCGUAAGAUUGUGCGUAGAGGGAAGGGUUCAGGUGAGGAGGGUGUUCAGGAGCUGAACGCCGAGGGGUCUCUGCAGGAUGCUAACGAGCAGGAACUUGAUGCUGAGCAGUUCACGAGCUACGCCAUCCUGGGCCGGGACAGCGGCAAGGAUUCAGCCCCUUCACCAAAACCAUCCUACAUGGACACAUGACCAGCAGCAUCUGACAGGAGGAAGAACACACAUUAAUGAGCAGACAGACAGAAAUGAAAGGCAACAAACAGCAACUCAGUGACAGCCACAGCGGCUAUGCCGACCAUCAGCACGUACCAGAAGAGAAGGACGAGGAUCUACUUGUAGUUUUAUUACCUUUUUUAAGAAAUCACGGGGAAAACAUCUACUACUAGGCUAGAAGCAUGAUUUCAUAUAAAACAAAAAAGAAACGCAAACAAAAAAGGAAAAAAAAACUAGCAACCAAAACGUGCUUCCUGCUAUCUGUAUAAGCAUGAGUGACUGCUGCCGCAUGGUCUGUCUUUAACUUCAAAUAUUGAGGGAAUACAGGGGUGGGGAGUUGGGGGGGGAGAUAGGGAGGAGGCACUGCUGUAUGGGACAGGCAUGCAAUGUAGGUAAUGGUCAAUCACUGGUCUGUUGUUUAAACCAACAGGUAAACAUGUAUCAAACUUAAGAAAAAGCAAGACUAAAAUAAUGAGAAUUACAUAAUCUCUAGGCAACAGGUUACUCCCCUCCCCUGUCACACUCUUCCAGCUAAGACCAUCCCAGACUAGUUUUAAACCUGUCCCAGUGCUCUCAAAGUCCAGUAAAGCUGCAACUAUUACCCAAGGAUAUCGGUGUUGUACAUAAUAUCGUAUGCACUAAAAUGCUGUAUGUGACAGUGUGUUGUUUAUGUUGUAAGAUCCCUAUGCUAAGAUCCCCACUGAUGCUGCUGUUUCAGGUACAUAAGUAAUUCCUCCCUGUUUUUCUCAUUUGGUUUGUUUGGUUUGAACCUAUAUAUUAUUCUAUAUAUCUUGGGUUCUUUGUGGGUACAAGAACAUACAAAUGUUGUCUCACUCUUUUUGUUUUAAAUGUCAGAUUUAUAUGUGUCAGGAUGUUUCUUUGUGCUUUUCUUGUCCUGUCACUUUUUCCUUUUGCCAUGCCAAACCUUUGAGGGAAGAUGUAGCAUAAUUGAUUGUAUUGUGGGUUUGUGUGCAUUGUAAAGAGGGUUUCUGUAGUGAACCCUGAUCUUUUAUCGUGGAGAGGGUGACAGUGAGAUAUAUGAUGAGUGACAAAUUCUCAUGAGAGAUUAACCUAGUCUGCCAUGCCACUCUACACUCAUGUCCCCAGUGUGCUGUAUCCUUGUGAGGUUUGUAUUAAUCAGAUGUGUGUCUGAGCCAAAAUCCCAAUGCCUCUAUUCACCCUCAAUUUUGCCCUUAUUGCCCUACCUCCACCUUUCACCCCCUCGCCUCUCCAAUCAGCCUCUUAGAGUAGAUGUAGCAGUCCUGCCCACCACCAGCAGGGGGCAGGAUCCCACCUUCAGCAAGUAGCAGUAUCUGGUUGACCUCAUCGUGCAGUAUCCGAUACCCAUGAGGUGCACUUGCAGACCAUCUUCCCACUACCAGAAGAUGUCACUUUAUGAGGGUAAAGUAGCUGAAAUGCUGGUAACAAUGUAGCACUGGUCUGACUGGGUAAAAGACUAAGAGUCAGCUGGAGAAAGUGUUGUGUCCAGGGUCGAGGACGUGUUGAGCUUUGAUGUUUGUCUCCUUGGCAAUUCUUUGGAGUGUAGCCCAGACAGUCACCAAUCACUGUGAUGAGAAACUGUAAUACUGACCCGUAACUGUGAGCCCGACCCUUCCUGGAGCGUGUCUCUUGUUUCACUCCUUUUUUUUUUUCAUGAUUUAUUGUAUUAAUUGUACUGAAGCAAUAACCGCUUACAAAAGGAAAGGACUGUGUAUGAGUGUGUCUGAGUGUGACAGAGAGAGAGGAUUUUAGGAUCAUGUUCUUCCGAAGCUCUGGCUUUUGGUCUGUUCAUAACCACAUAGGCUGCUCCUUACUACACUCAAAAAUGAUGUCAGUACAUUAGUACGUCAUGUUUUUUCACUUUGCUUCAUAAAAAAAAACUAUAACAUGUUAAACUUAAGAUUGGGCAACUAUUGGUGUGACCAACUGUGAGCUGUCUGUAGGUGUAUUCAGUAAUAGUUUUUAAACCUUAAUGACAUUCGUAUGCACCUUGACAGAAAUCCUUCUACAGUAUAUGUGUAUGUGUGUGAGCAUGUGGCUGUGAUUUCAUAUUCAGUCCUGGAUAUUGGGAUAUGUCAGCGUUGUGACAAUAUCACAGGACAUAAUAUUACAAAUGGACGUAGAGCCAGAGGCGCUCAGAUUUUACACAUGAAUUCAAAUUUACAUAUUUUUAAAGUUGAUUUACCUCAUUAAGCGUGCCAUCUUUCAUGAUGUCUACAUGCAUUUCUUUCAAGCAUUAUCUUAGACAUUGAAUACUUCAUUGUGGGAAAAUGUAUAAGUCACAAAAACCUUGCAAUAAGGACCUAUGUGUUUAGGCUUCAUAGUCAGAGAUGAUGAUAAAGUCUUAGUAUGCUGUUAGUUAUUUAGCAGUCAUCUGUGUUGGCUCUGUACGUUAGUAGAUGCUGUUUUAACUCAAUAUCUGCUGUUGAUCCUCAAACAUAUGACUUAAUUCUCAUUUCAUUACAAACAUACAUAGCCUACAAAUCAUAUAAGAUGUUUAAUACAAGAAGCCUCAAAUGGCUUUGUUUUGACAUUUUUACAAAUAUUACUUCAUCAGAUAUGAUUUCUAUUUUAUUAUAUUUUUAAUAGUUACAAAAAGUUAGAUGUCAAUAGAAAUUACACAGCAGUGUAAUGGUGUAUGGUUUGCUCUCUAAGGGCUCAUCAUUAUGGUAUGUUUGGGUUUGUUUUUAAAGCAAGGAUUGUUUUAUAAACCCACUUCUGAUGUCAGGGUUACAGCAGUGGCAGGGUGGGGGGGUCUGAUGAAAAGACAAUAAGGGGUCACAACUUAGAUAGGGAGUUUUGGUGGGGAGGCUUGGUGGCUUCGGUGGCUAGUCUUUCAAGAUGACAAGCAUUUUUCCUCAACACAGCCCACCACUGAUCUAUUUCUACCCCCUUACCACAUAUAAGACUGAGCCAAUUGUGAGGCUUCCACAUGGUGACAAGUCUGAAUGCAGUUUUAAAGGAGUCCAGCUAAGUGCAGCAGAGGGAGGGAGGAGUAGUUGCAUCAGAAAAAUGAACACUGGAAAGCCCUGCACUGAGGGACUACUGAGAUUAUGCCAGGUUCAUGCAAAAAUAUUAACUGUUGCAAAAACUAGAGAACACAUAUUCCUUUAGAAUGGAUUGAAGACAUUAUUAACACAAUAGCAUAUUACUCAGAACUAAGGAAUGCACCUGCACACCUUCCUUGAAUAUGUUUUAACAUAAAAGGCUAUAUAUAAAUAUAUAUGAAAUAUAUAUAUAUAUUUACUUAGAAUGCUAUGCACCGUUACUUGUCAACUGGGAUUCUAGUUAUGUUAUGGAUGUACUUUUAGCAUCAUACAGCUGUAGCUACCAAGAGACUGUUGAGUUCUGGGUAAUGCCUGCAAACUGGGGAUAAACGGGGGUCUUGUGGGUACUUUGACCCAUUUUGUUUUGCCUUCUAAUUCAAUCAAAUCUGAGGACAUCUAUUGACAAUUUACUCUGUACACCAGCUCAACAUUUACAAAAUUAAUAAAGAAAUGAAAUGUCUUU